AUGCCUGCCCUGAAGCCACAUGGAAGUUCUUGCCCAAUCCUGAUCUCUGAUCAGACCAUCACUCCACUGAAUAACACCAAGCACUUACUGGUGUCGGCUUACAUGGACCAGAGAAAGAAAGAGUUCGACAUACGCAUCAUUGGCAUAUUUAAACGAGACUCCAUCCAACCUCUUCACUGCCUUUUCUGCUGUGUUAGCAGUUUGAGUGAAACUACUCCAGCCACGGUUUUACCCCACUCGGACCACUUUGGUUUCCCCUUCGGUGCUACGGAUGUCGUGUGUCGGAUUCCUCCAAAGUGUGACGACGCAACACAUGUCACUCUUGUGACUGAAGCCAAAGUGGAGGAGCGACUCGACCAUAUUUGGCUUCCAAUAAGAAACAGAAAGGAAGAGAGAAGGUUCAACUUCACUGUCUGCAUCUCCAGCCUGUUUGGAAACUACAGCAAUGUCCUUCAGUAUGCACAAACUCUGGAGAUGUACAGGUUACUUGGUGUGGACAGGGUGGUGAUCUACAACACCAGCUGCAGCGCGGACCUUGACCGCCUUUUGCAGAGUUACAGCAAAGAAGGUUUUGUGGAAAUAGUUCCUUGGCCCAUCGACAAGCACCUGAAGCCAUCUCGUGGCUGGAAGUUCUCCGAACAUGGAGGGGACCUGCAUUACUUUGGCCAGCUCGUAAAGCUUAACGAAUGCAUCUACAGAUCAAUGGAGCGCUCACGCUAUGUCCUGUUGAACGACAUAGACGAGAUCAUAAUGCCAUACCAGCACAAUAACUUGACAUCUCUGAUGAGAAACCUGGAAAAAUCACAUAAAAAUGUUGGAGUGUUCCUCAUUGAGAACCACAUCUUUCCCACAGAGCACAUUGAGCCAAGUCACAGGUUUCACCUUCGUCAGUGGGCUAGAGUUCCCACAGUUAAUAUUCUAAGGCACAUCCACAGGGAAGAACCUGACAGAAAUUUAUACCAACGAAAGAAGAUGAUAGUUCAGCCAAGGUCGGUGGUACAGACUUCAGUGCAUGAGGUGCUUGAGAAAUUUGGAGAACAGCACCAUGUUCCUUCAGAAGUCUGUCGGCUCAUUCACAUCCGCGAGGGCUCGCACAAAUCACUGCGGCAGCUUCAUGAGGACAGACGACUUUGGGAUUUCCAGGAAAAACUCAUCCCCAAUGUAGACAUGGUGCUGAAGAGAGCAGGGCUGCUGGCACCAGACGGGUACAGCAGAUGGACGGAUCGGACCAACAAAAGAGCAUGCUGGGAAGCAAAAGCUGAGAGGGAGUGUGCACCUUCUGACCCCCUGCUAACAUGAGCUCAAAGGUACUGUGGCCCUGUGACGGACCGGCGAGCUCUGCUCAGACUACUAGUGUGAUGAAAUGCCAGCUUACAGCCAGCCUUGAACAGGAUGAAGGUGAUACAGAAGAUGGAUGGCUGGAUAACCUCAGUCAUUCCUCCUACUGAAGGAUGACAUGUGCUUCUAAUAUUUUUGUGCAUACAGAGAAAGCCUACAGGCGACGCAAUCAUCCUGCUUUGCUUUUGAUCAUACAUCUUCCAGUGUGACUGCAC
Messenger RNA from Cololabis saira (Pacific saury), 1553 nucleotides. RefSeq lists its product as uncharacterized. The transcript has 5 exons. The record is from RefSeq and is a predicted model, not a curated record. NCBI's taxonomy places the organism in Eukaryota, Metazoa, Chordata, Actinopteri, Beloniformes, Belonidae. Bases 1 to 1299 code for a protein of 432 amino acids.